AUGCCGCGACAAGCUACAGAUUCCGCGGAGAUCGCGGUGGCUGUUGAUGCCGUUCAAAGUAGAUCCAUGUCAUUGCGGAAAGCCUCCCGCAAGUUUAAUAUUCCACGAUCUACAUUGCAACGUCGAGUGCAGCAGCAUGCAUCACUUACCUCGUGGUUUAAGGCAUCUGAGACUAACACGGAUGUUCAGGAUUCCAUUGCUGACACUAAUGACCAGAGUGACAUGACAAGAGAAAAAUCAUCUGAGUCCUCUAAAUUAAAAGAUCAAGUGGCUCCUGCAAUAGGUGUUAAGCGACAGAUGGAAACUUUAAGCCAAGGACCAAGAAGAGCAAUUAAUUGUAAGGUACGAAUGCUGUGCACUGCGGCCGGAAGCGCGCUGGAUGAGCUCAGCAACAAGAUGAUUAGGGAGGGCAAGUGCAUCUACAAGCUCGGACUUGGUCAGUCGCCGUUUCCAAUCCCACAGUGUAUUGUUGAUGAAUUGCGGGCCAACUCUCAUCAAAGAGAUUAUUUGCCUGUGGCGGGGCUCCCAGAGCUCUGUGGCGACAUUGCAGCAUGGGGAUCGCAUCGGUUGCAUAUUGAAUAUUCUCAGGAUGACGUGUUGGUGGGGCCAGGCACCAAAGAGCUAUUAUUUGUGCUACAGAUGGUGUACUAUGGCGAUCUCCUGCUUCCUAACCCAAGCUGUACCAGUUUCGCACCACAAGCUGCCAUUGCUGGAAGAAAUAUGAUGUGGCUACCAACUCAUCCAGAGGAUCACUUUGUGCUUCGCCCAGAGGUUUUGGAAGCGCAUUGCUCUAAAGACCCUGGUGCUCCUCGAAUUCUUAUUUUAAACAAUCCGUCCAAUCCGACCGGUUGCGCUUAUCAGGCCGAUGAGUUGGAAACGCUCGCAAAAAUUGCGAGAAAAUAUCGAAUUCUUGUCGUGUCGGAUGAAAUAUACUCCGAGCUGCACCAUUCCGACACGCAUUUGUCUUUAUCGAAGUACUACCCGGAAGGAACCAUUGUUUCAGGAGGACUUAGCAAAUGGUGCGGAGCUGGUGGCUGGCGCAUGGGGUUUUGGUUGUUUCCCCCGAAAAUGGGCUGGUUACGGAGAAGCAUGCUUGUCAUGGCAUCCGAAACAUAUACUUCUGUGGCUUCGCCGAUUCAAUACGCCGCUCGAAGAGCGUUCAAACCCGACUGUCUGGAACUUGCAUCGUACAAGCGUAAGUGUCAGAAGACACUGCAGAUCAUAUGUCGCUGGUUUGCAUACCAGUUGCAGAAGAUGGAUGUUGAGGUUCAAGUUCCUGAAGCUGGUUUUUACUUAUUCCCAUGCUUCAGAAGGCACCGCAAAGCCUUAGCUGUAAGAGGCAUUUUUACGGAUGAGGAGCUGUGCGCACAAUUGUUACAAGAUACAGGAGUGGCAAUCUUGCCGGGAUCUGCUUUCGGUCGUGCUCGAGACGAGCUUUUUGCGCGACUAGCAUGUGUGGACUUCAAGGGUGAUAUUGCGCUCUAUCUGAUCGAAAGCAUGCAAGAUGACCCGUCAUUGGAGUCUAUCGAAAGCUUCAUUCAGUCGGUUUGCCCGAAUCUUGAUAUAGCCAUGCGCAAAGUGGCAGUCUGGAUAACGGUGGCUCGUUCGCCUAUCGUACAUAAUGGCCAGCACCUUUAG
Messenger RNA from Plasmopara halstedii, 1638 nucleotides. RefSeq names its product aspartate aminotransferase. NCBI's taxonomy places the organism in Eukaryota, Oomycota, Peronosporomycetes, Peronosporales, Peronosporaceae. The record is from RefSeq and is a predicted model, not a curated record. Gene Ontology annotation, biological process: biosynthetic process. Gene Ontology annotation, molecular function: pyridoxal phosphate binding; DNA binding; catalytic activity. The coding region runs from base 1 to 1638 and encodes 545 amino acids. The transcript has 8 exons.